Molecule: messenger RNA, 3348 nt
Organism: Nymphalis io (European peacock)
Lineage: Eukaryota; Metazoa; Arthropoda; Insecta; Lepidoptera; Nymphalidae
Product: transmembrane protein 62-like
Exons: 5
Coding region: 218-2170 (650 amino acids)
Molecular function (GO): hydrolase activity
Source: RefSeq, a predicted model, not a curated record
UACUAAGGUUGUCACUUGUCACUGCCAGAGUCAGAAUGAUAACACCUGAAUGUCAGUUUUUGUCAAAUUUUGUUGACUAAAGAAACGUAGCAGUUACAUCAGCUCAUGACUGCGUUUUUUAAAUUAUAUAUCUAUUGACGAUGUUAGGAUAUACUAAAUUUUCAAGUGCUAAAAACAAACGAUAGUUAAACUGACUCCAUAAGUAAAACUUCACAAUAUGUACUUUUCCAAAGCAGCUAUAUCACUUGUUUGUGUUCUCUUAAUUGUGUCUGUAUUCAUGGCUAAUUUAUUAAAUAUAAUUGCGAUAGACAAUUUUUAUACAGACAAUAAUAACGUAGGUGAGAAUUAUACAAAGUAUCUAGGCAAAAGAUAUGGACAAAUGACUGAUUCCACCAAAAAUAUUUUGUGGUUUUUGCAGAUAUCCGACAUACACAUCAGUAUAUUCCGUGAUCCAGCCAGAAUUGCUCAUUUUCAACAAUUUACUGAUUUAACUGUUAAAUCUAUAAAGCCCCUUGUUGUGUUAGCAACUGGAGAUCUCACAGAUGCAAAAGCUAAAGACAAUUUGGGUAGUUCUCAAGUGAAAAAGGAAUGGGUGUACUAUCAUGAUAUAAUAAAGGAGUCUGGGGUUACUGAAUAUACAACAUGGCUUGAUAUUAGGGGAAAUCAUGAUAACUUCAAUAUCAGGACGAUUAACUCGCAGGAGAAUUAUUUUAGAAACUAUUCUAUACAAGGAAUGAGUCAUUCUAAAUCAUAUGUUCAUAUUGUAGAGCAUAAUGGAGUAAAUAUAGCAUUUCUAGGAAUGGAUGCAUGUCCUGAUCCAGGAUUAAGACGACCCUUCAAUUUCAUUGGUAUCUUAGAUGUUCAAGAACAACAGAGUUUGGAAAAAUUAAAGAUUGAAGCAGACCAAAAAGCUGAUCAUAUAGUUUGGUUUGGUCACUAUCCUACAUCAUGCAUAUUAUCCUUAGAAAAGGAUUCCCAAAGAAUGAGUGUGAGAGAACUUAUUGGUAGUGCUGGUGGCUCACAAGUGUAUGUUUGUGGUCACUUGCAUUCCAUGGGGGGAUUAGUUAAACAAAUGUAUACAAAGCACAAGAAAGGUUAUUUAGAACUUGAAUUGGGUGAUUGGAAAGACAAUAGAAUAUUUCGUUUAGCUGCAAUUGAUCAUGGAUUGUUUUCAUUCAUUGACCAGAAGCAUAACUCUUGGCCUAUUAUACUAGUAACAAAUCCAAAACAUGCUCGAUAUGUUUUACCGGGACGUGAACCUCUUCAGUUGAUACCGGAAUCAACCCAUAUAAGAAUAUUAGCAUUUAGUGAUGUCAAAAUCGAAGGUGUAAAAAUUUCAUUUGAUGAAAUAAGUUGGAUGAAAUGUAAAGAGACUGAUGGUCCAUUAUAUGUUUGUCGUUGGUUGCCAUAUAUGUUUGCAAAUGGAUUGCAUACACUGUAUGUUGAAGCAGUUGAUGAAAUGGGUAAAAAUAGUACAUUAGAACAUCCAUUUUCUUUGGAUGGUACUGUAAUGCCAUUUGGAAUAACAUCAAGAUUGAUGUUAAUGUUAGAUGCUGGUGCAGUGUUUCAGGCCAUAUUUGGAACAUUACUCUUAAUAAAUGUACUACCAUUAGUGAUGCUAAGGCUACAAAAACGACCGCCAAAAUAUUUGAGAAGAUAUGGUCAGCAAAUAUUGCGGAGUCUUUGGUUAUUAAGCAAAAUUGACAGAAUAUUUUACCCUAUUGUUUUAUAUGCUAUUUAUUUACCUUUAGGGCCUUGGGUAAUUGGAGAACUUAUAGAUGGAUAUAUCGGAACUAUAUUUGCAUGGGGAAUAUUAAUAAAAGGAACAUAUCUACCGGAACCAUUUACCUAUACAUAUGGGAGUGUACAAUUGCUGUUUGUGCAGCUACCUCUUAUUUUUGUUCUAGCUCAUUGCUUGAAUACUAGAUUGUUUGCCCAACAUUUAAGAGGAUAUAAGCGCCUCAUAAAGAAUAUGCCAUUCAUUUUUCUGUUAUCAAUUCAGCUAUUAUUAGCAUAUUUUUUUUGGCUAGAAUAUGGCACAAUUUCAUUUUUAUUUGGUCCCUUAAGAACUUGGAGUGUCGUUUUAAGCACUUUGUUAUGGUACAAAACUUUAACGCUACCGUCUGAAUAUUGCAGGUAUUUGAUUAAGUUAAAUGAUUUGCCGUCAUAAUCGUGCAAGUUUAUAAGAUAUUUCGUAUUCCAACAGAUAAGAACACACUUUGCACGGCACAUUGAAUAUAAUAAAUGCAUAGACUGUUUUCUUUUUAUGGACUUGUUUUUCGAUAGAUCGAGGUUCUUUACACGUUUAGAUUUUUUUUAACUUACUUUGUAUGUCCUAUUUGAGCUUAGGAAACUAUAUAUUUUACUUUCUGCCCAAAUUUACAAGUUGGUAAAUAACAAAUUACAUUUUUUAUAUUUAAUUAACUGUACAUUAUAAUAUUAGUAAAAUCGAGUUUUUAGCAGUCGAGAAAUAUUUUUCCACAAUGUAUAUUGUAAUGUUAUUGUAAACGAAAUAAUCAAUUGUUCAUUUUGUACAAAAUGUAAGUAUUAAUUAUACCAAAGACUUAAAAGAUACGAGCAAAUUCAGCGCCGUAGCUAGGGGUCUCAGUAUUAAUAGUUGGCCCUCGCGGCUCGAUGUUCCGAUACGCCCAUGGAAAAUCGAAAUUUCUUAUUAAAAUUACUUAACAAAUAUAGUAUGUAAAUAGUAUGUUAGUCGUAUACUAUUUUAACUGACGUAAGAUAUCUCAGUAGAAGGCAGACCUAACUUAAUGGGCUUCUGCAACUGGCACAAGAUUCUUCUUACGUUUGUUAGUCAAAAUUUUAAGAUCAUACAUUUUUUGUACAUUUAAACUGUGUGUUUUUUUUACAUUUCAUGAGUUCCCUUAAUACUUUGCGACUUAAUGUCAAUAGGUAGUUAGUUAAAGCUUCGUGAAAUGUCACAACUUGUUCAACUUGACAGUCACUAUCGCUAAGAUAUACCUUAAAUUGAUGAGUCGGAAAAUAUGGAAUGUGUCCAAUUAUUCCGAAGAACAAAUAACAUUCAGCUGGUUAUCUAUUCCCCCCAGAAGUUUGCACCACUUUUGUGUGCUCGUUACGUCAGGUCCUAGUUGCGGUGCUGAACAAAUAAAUCAUUCCAUACUUUUUGUUGAAUGUUCUGCUUAUUUAAAAAAAAUGUCCUUAUAAAGUAUUAAAUAUUGUGAUAAUGUGACAUGAUUAUAAUUUUACGGAACUAUAAUUUGUAAUAUUUUAUGUAAGAAAGACAAUGUAAUUGUUUUUUAAAUACUGUGACAAAGUUGUUUUAACCAUAUUAAUGAAAUGUGUUUUUUAAUUAAACACUUAUAUUGACGA